Messenger RNA from Limulus polyphemus (Atlantic horseshoe crab), 1409 nucleotides. RefSeq names its product clustered mitochondria protein homolog. The record is from RefSeq and is a predicted model, not a curated record. Gene Ontology annotation, cellular component: cytoplasm. NCBI's taxonomy places the organism in Eukaryota, Metazoa, Arthropoda, Merostomata, Xiphosura, Limulidae. Bases 273 to 1394 code for a protein of 373 amino acids. The transcript is spliced from 7 exons. Gene Ontology annotation, molecular function: mRNA binding. Gene Ontology annotation, biological process: intracellular distribution of mitochondria.
CAGCAACUACAGCUGAAAUCUGGAGAAGACCCGUGCGCAAAUGCUUCAAUUUUACGUAUCUUUGAAUGUACAAGAGAACGCGGUCGUCCGCUAGGUGCUCCAGUGUUUUGGCAGUGUGAUUAUAGUGGUGAGUUUUGGCCUCACGUGGGUCACUCUUGGUGUUAUUUCGGAAAUUCAACUUGCAGAGAGAGUUACGUAAAAAGUCCAGUGUUUGUUUGUUUGCUACAGAAGAAGAUUUUAAAGAUUUAUUUUGCUUGUGUCCAGUAGUAAUCAUGGUAAAAGAUUCAGGUAGUUCUGAUCCUUGUGAUCCUACAGCUCAAUCUCUCAAUCAGGAAAAAAAUAUCAAGUCAGAAGAUUCAGUUCUUCUGGAAUGUACUGAAGUUUCUGUUUCAGAUAAUCUGACCAAUGGGCCUCAAAAAGAAAGUUUAUCCAAUGGGCAUGGACCUUCCACUGAGGAUGCAUGUGGUGUUACUAUUAUCAAUGAUUCAAUGAAUGGGCAUUUGAGUAGCUCUUUAAAUGAAAAAACACAACUGUCCAUAAAUGGCAAAUCUGAAAGUGGUCUAAAAGUAAAUGGAUACAUCGAGGAGGACAUUGAUGAUGAUGACGAAACAACAACACAGCCUUUAAGCAAACUAAUAGUAAAAUCUAAAAGCCCAGAAAAAGACACCAAUGGUGUUACUGAAAAAUCGGAAAGUCUGAUAAAAUUAGAAGAUAAUAGCAAACAAGAACAAGAAUUUGUGUUUAUACAAGACACUGGAUUUACUGUGAAAAUAGCUGCUCCAGGAUUGGAACCUUUUGAUGUUCAGGUAAGCUCUGCUGAACUUGUCCAAGAAAUCCACCAACUGCUAAUGGAUCGAGAGGACACCUGCCAUCGUACUUGUUUCUCUCUGCAGCUAGAUGGCAUUACUUUAGACAAUUUUGCAGAACUUAAGAACAUAGAAGGACUAAAAGAAGGAUCUGUGAUAAAAGUAGUUGAAGAGCCGUAUACAAUGAGGGAGGCCCGUAUUCAUGUACGGCAUGUUCGAGAUCUCCUGAAGUCUCUGGAUCCUGCCGAUGCUUACAAUGGGGUUGACUGCAGCUCUUUGUCCUUUCUAAAUGUGGUUACCCAGGGUGAUAUUUUAGAGAAAAAGAAGAGUAGACCCGAUUCUGUUGACUGUACUCCACCUGAUUAUAUUAUGCCAGGAAGUAAAGAACGCCCUCUGGUGCCUCAUCAGCCACAAGCCAAAGAACAAAAAGGUCCUCAGGCUCUGAAAGUUUUGACAACCAGUGGAUGGAAUCCUCCACCAGGGAUUCGUAAAUUACAUGGGGACUUGCUGUAUCUUUAUGUAGCCACGCUGGAGGAUAAGCGAGUAUUUGUUACAGCAUCUACUCGAGGAUUUUAUGUUAAUCAGUAAGUUUUGUUUAUGGUA